UUGUGCCCUUUCUUCACUCUAACCAAUAUGUCGAACAUUGCAAAAUAUGUAUUCAACCAUACUAUGAUCCGUGUCAAGGAUCCCAAGCCUUCCUUGAAGUUCUAUCAAGACGUCCUUGGCAUGAAGUUGAUCACUUCCUCGGUCAAUGAGUCUGCUAACUUCACCCUGUAUUUCCUUGCCUACGUUGACAAAGUCCCUGAAACCAAGGAAGAGCAGAUGAAGCUUGCCUUCAGCAUUCCCGGAGUUUUGGAAUUGACUCACAAUCACGGCACUGAGUCCGACUCCAAGUUCGAGGGUUAUGCAAGUGGCAAUAAGGAGCCUGGUCGUGGAUUUGGUCACAUUUGUGUCGCUGUCGAUAAUAUCGAGAAGGCCUGCGAACGCUUCGAGCAACUUGACGUGAACUUCAUCAAGAAGCUCAAGGACGGAAAGAUGCAUAACAUUGCCUUUAUCACUGACCCCGAUGGUUACUGGAUUGAAAUCAUCACCAACCCUAUCUAUGGUAAAGCUCCUAUUUAAGCAGACUAUGGAGAGUGACAGCAGAUGUAAAUACGGCGCAAACAGAUUAGUUGAUUUAAAGAAUUUUCGAGAAUAAACGAAAUCUGUUUUUAUACUGAAUAAUUGUACACGGUAGAGUAUGUAUUGAACUAGGAUUUAUCCUAAUAUCAAUUCAUACAUUAUAACGAGGAUAUUGAUGCCAAUAAGCGGUACUGAAAAAGAUUUUGAUUCAGAAAGUCAGUUUUG
This is a messenger RNA of Umbelopsis ramanniana AG, 741 nucleotides long. RefSeq lists its product as uncharacterized. Gene Ontology annotation, molecular function: metal ion binding; lactoylglutathione lyase activity. The record is from RefSeq and is a predicted model, not a curated record. Bases 28 to 516 code for a protein of 162 amino acids. The transcript has 3 exons. Lineage: Eukaryota; Fungi; Mucoromycota; Umbelopsidomycetes; Umbelopsidales; Umbelopsidaceae.